GACUCUUGCGACUCUUGUUCUGGACAAGGAUUUGAGGCUCUUGAUACCGAGACCAUCUGCACCCAUGUGCCCGACUAAAACAAGUGCCCAUACAGCCCAUUAAAGUGAAUUUCACAGCAUAAUAUAAUCAUCGCAGGAUAUGGCGUCCGCUUCCAAUUUACCCGCAAUUCGCGCAUGCCUCUUUGACAUGGACGGCUUAUUGCUCGACUCAGAAGAUAAAUACACCAUCGCUACCAACGAGGUUUUGCGCGAGUUUGGCAAACCGGAUCUGCCAUGGCAUAUCAAGGCUCAGAUGCAAGGUCGACCUGCACCCUUUUCCGGUGAUAUCCUGUUCGAAUGGGCGCAAUUGUCAGACAAGAUAUCGCGAGAGGAUUACGUUAAGAAGGUGUCGGCUAGUCAGAAGAGACAUUUCCCAAGCUGUCAACCUUUGCCGGGUGUGGAAUCACUACUUCAGACUCUAUCUUCACGAACGGCGCCGGCGAUUGAGAUUGCUCUUGCUACCAGCAGCCAUUCAUCGAAUUUCAAAUUGAAGACGGAUCAUCUCACUGAUCUAUUUUCCGUCUUCAGCCAGGAGCAUCGCAUUCUCGGCGACGAUCCUCGGAUCCCUAAGGGACGUGGAAAACCGGCGCCAGACAUCUACCUGCUUGCAUUAGACACCAUCAAUGAGCGGCUCCGGAAGGAGCAACAACCGGAGAUUAAGCCCGAGGAGUGUCUUGUCUUCGAGGACAGCGUACCCGGAGUCGAAUCCGGGAGGCGAGCCGGCAUGCAAGUAGUAUGGUGUCCCCAUCCCGGUUUGCUGCAAGAGUAUCGCGGACGGGAGGAAGAAGUCUUGGCUGGCCUGACUGGCGAGUACAAAGACUUGACACAGCCUUCCACUUCAGAGGGCACAUCUUCCGGUACCCCGAACACACCAAGUGCGGGUGCCACUGGUCAGAUUGGCGAUAGAUACGCGCGCUUGGUCCCUACACUGGAGAACUUCCCCUAUGAGAGCUAUGGUAUCCGGGUGCAAGAUCAAGGUGCCAAACGAGCGAGUCAUGUUUAGAUUUCUACGCUGGGAAGGCAUUCC
Molecule: messenger RNA, 1066 nt
Organism: Dissoconium aciculare CBS 342.82
Lineage: Eukaryota; Fungi; Ascomycota; Dothideomycetes; Mycosphaerellales; Dissoconiaceae
Product: HAD-like protein
Exons: 3
Coding region: 140-1042 (300 amino acids)
Molecular function (GO): phosphatase activity
Source: RefSeq, a predicted model, not a curated record